UAUAUCUCUGCAGUCUGGCAGCCUCGCUUUGUGGCCAGGCACAUAAACCCAAGCACUAGAGUUUGAAAGAAACUCUCCCUUUGCCUGGAGAUACCCCCCUUCCCCCCCUUCCUAUUCAGGUCCUGCCUCUCUGAUUAUCCACGUGACCAUGAACCUGAAGACAGCGCUGGUGCUCCUGGUUCUCUCCAUCAUCACCAUCUUUGCCCUGGUUUGUGUCCUGCUGACCGGUAGGGGUGGGGGUAGUUCCAGCCAACCUUCCAAAUGCUCCUCACCGACAGCCAAGAAGAAUCAGUUCAGGCCACACCCUGUCCAGAGCCAGCUGUUCUCAGACCUGACCCAUGAGGAGCUGGUCUCAGUGAUGCGCUUCCUGACCCAGAGGUUGGGGUUAGGGCUGGUGGACGCAAGCCGUGCCAAACUGUCUGAUAACUCUGUCUUCUCAGUGGAGCUGCAGCUGCCCCCCAAGUCUGCAGCCUUGGCCCACCUGGACAGGGAGGGUCCUUCACCUCCCCGGGAGGCUCUAGCCAUUGUCUUCUUUGGCCAACAGGCCCAACCCAAUGUGAGUGAGCUGGUGGUGGGGCCUCUACCCAACCCUUCCUAUCUUCGGGAUGUGACUGUACAGCGCCAUGGGGGGCCCCUACCCUAUUACAGGCGACCGAUAUCCACAAAAGAGUAUGAAGAACUUAACAGGAUGAUCUUUGAACGGGAGCUGCCUCGAAUCGUUGGUCUCCUCCACCGUUGUUGCUACUACAAUGGGAGGAACCUGCUGCCAAUGAUCACUGCCCCAAGAGGUCUGCGCUCUGGGGAUCGGGCCACCUGGUUUGGAAUCUACUAUAACAUCUCAGGUGCUGGCUUUUACCUCCACCCUGUGGGGUUGGAGCUGCUAAUAGACCAUGAGGCCCUAGACCCUGCUCAAUGGACAGUUCAGCAAGCCUUCUACCAUGGUCGAUACUAUAAGAACCUGGACUACCUUGAACGAGAGUUUGAGGGAGGCCGGGUAGAGGUUGUAGAGAUUGUACUCAAUGGCACCAGAGCGUCUUCAUCUCUCAGGCCUCGUGUUCCCCCUGGUUCUCCUCCCCCACUACAGUUCUCUCCCCAGGGUCCCCGAUACAAUGUCAAAGGAAGUCAAGUGGCAUCCCCAUUCUGGACCUUUACCUUUAGCCUGGAGUUGUUCAGUGGUAUGAGGAUUUUCGACAUCCGGUUCCAAGGGGAGCGCAUAGCCUAUGAAGUCAGCAUCCAGGAGGCUUUGGCCGUCUAUGGUGGCAACUCCCCAGCAGCCAUGAUAACUCGCUAUUUAGAUGGCGGUUUUGGCAUGGGCUUGUUCACCACUCCACUGACUCGAGGAGUGGACUGUCCAUACCUGGCCACCUAUGUGGAUUGGGUCUUUCUCGUGGAUUCUGGAACUCCAAGGACAGUACGUGAUGCUCUAUGCAUAUUUGAACAGAACCAGGGCAUCCCCCUGCGGCGGCACCAUUCUGAGUUUUUCUCCUAUUACUAUGGGGGCCUCCCAGGGACAGUAUUGGUUGUCAGGUCUGUGUCCACUCUGCUCAACUAUGAUUAUGUGUGGGACAUGGCGUUUCACCCCAAUGGAGCCAUAGAGGUCAAAUUUCAUGCUACUGGCUAUAUCAGUUCAUCCUUUUUGUUUGGUGCUGGCCGAAGAUAUGGGAACCAGGUUGGGGAGCAUACCCUAGGCACCAUCCAUACCCAUGCUGCUAACUUCAAAGUUGAUCUGGAUGUGGCAGGACAGGAAAACUGGGUGGUAGCAGAGGACAUGGCAUUUGAGUCUAGAACUGUACCCUGGAACCCAAAGCAUGAGAUACAGCAGAUACAGUUGAUUCAAAAAACACUGGAGACCGAAGACCAGGCAGCUUUUGCCUUUGGGGGCACCUCUCCUCAAUACCUCUACCUGGCCAGCAAUCAUACCAAUGUCUGGGGUCACCGUCGUGGAUACCGAAUCCAGAUCAUCAACUUUGCAGGGCAGCCAGUGCCCCAGGAGAGCACCAUAGAAAGCGCCUUCAGCUGGGAGAGGUACCAACUGGCAGUGACACAGAGGAAGGAGGAAGAGCCUUCAAGCACCAGUAUCUAUAAUCAGAAUGAUCCUUGGACCCCUACUGUGAACUUCGCUGAUUUCAUCAACAACGAGACCAUAGCAGGCAAGGAUCUGGUCGCCUGGGUGACUGUUGGCUUUUUGCACAUUCCUCACGCAGAAGAUAUUCCUAACACAGUGACUGUGGGGAAUGGCGUUGGCUUCUUCCUCAAACCUUAUAACUUCUUUAAUGAGGACCCAUCAGUCCAGUCUCCUGAUGUCGUCUACUUUCAGAAUGACCAGGAUGCCAGAGUCUGCGAGAUCAAUCCUGUUUCGUGCCUUCCAGAGACAGCGGCCUGUGCUCCUGACCUCCCUGAUUUCACCCAUGGUGGUUUUAGAACAGGGUUUUAGAGCCUGGCUUUGAACCUCAGCCUCCAGAUAAGGAGGAAGUAGGAACAUUGGAUUAUUGUGCAAUUAAUACCUGGCCUCCAGCUCUUCUCUAUUCUCUCCACAGUUGCCAGACCUCCUAUUUCUGAACCCUGAAUAUGCCACUGCACCUUUUUAAAUCAGUGAAGACUCAGCUCAGUUUCACUUAUCCUAAAACACAUUGGAUUCCUGGUUUCAGAAAGGAGAGAGGAACAUACCCUCCCUGGCCCUGGAAGGGAUGGCCAAACUGCGACCUAAAAUAUUUAAUCUUUUCCUUCCUUUGACUUCUCCAGAUUUGCUGCAAUCACAGGGCUAUCCUGCUUCCUUCCUUGUUAUGGGACAUGAGGGAUAAGGCUGUUCAGGGGCUGGGGAAGGGGAGCUUAGGGGAGUGGUGUGUAGGGUGGGGGUGGGGUACAGGGAGAAUAUAUAUUGAGACUUUUAGAAGCAGCAGCUCUCCACAACCAGGUAUUCCUAUGGACUCCAGGGCAGUCUCAUCUAAGCCUGUAUUUAUAGAGCUGUUGGAAUUGUCCUCAUUUGUCUCUUCCCCAGCCACAACCCUCCUCCCUGUUUUCCAACUUACUGGGAUUUACAUUCAUUCAGUAUACUAGUAUUUAUUAAGCAGCUACUAUGUGCCAGGCACUGUGCUAGACAAAAAAUGAAAAAAUCCCUAUUCUUAAGGACCACAGACUCUGACAUGCAAUAGAAUGUAAGAUCCAUGAGGGCAGGGAUAAUUUCUUUCUCUUUUUCUUUUUUUUAAUCUGUAUUCCCAGUGCCUGGCUUAUAGCAAGUGCUUACAAAUGCUUUCAGAUUUUUCUUCUAGUGCUGGGAGGAUGAGAUUCUGUGGCAGUGUCACCCUUACCAUUUGCACUCCCAACCCUACCCCACCCCAUCUGUCAUGAGUUUAAUGUCUGUCCUUUGCUGUUGAUGUUUUUGGUGAGAGGAUAAUAAUUCUAAUCUGUCCCACAUGCUUUUGUUCAUGUGUGUCUGUAUGAGGGAAGAUGUUGUGUGGGUGUCUCUGUAACUCUCAAAUGUAAUAAAAAAAAAUUCCGUAAUGAAUCUUAUAUUGUUUGUACCAGCCCAAUAAAUUCCUUCCAGGUCCUUACCUUC
Molecule: messenger RNA, 3556 nt
Organism: Phascolarctos cinereus (koala)
Lineage: Eukaryota; Metazoa; Chordata; Mammalia; Diprotodontia; Phascolarctidae
Gene: AOC3
Product: amine oxidase copper containing 3
Biological process (GO): response to antibiotic; amine metabolic process
Cellular component (GO): endoplasmic reticulum; plasma membrane; Golgi apparatus
Molecular function (GO): primary methylamine oxidase activity; copper ion binding; quinone binding
Source: RefSeq, a predicted model, not a curated record